This is a messenger RNA of Xyrauchen texanus (razorback sucker), 3047 nucleotides long. Its product is annotated as nectin-1-like. The record is from RefSeq and is a predicted model, not a curated record. Gene Ontology annotation, cellular component: adherens junction. The transcript is spliced from 6 exons. Gene Ontology annotation, biological process: protein localization to cell junction; heterophilic cell-cell adhesion; homophilic cell-cell adhesion. Lineage: Eukaryota; Metazoa; Chordata; Actinopteri; Cypriniformes; Catostomidae. Bases 805 to 2289 code for a protein of 494 amino acids.
ACGUCGGACUGCAUGAAUUUGUCAGUAACAGACCAUACUUUUGGACGCUUAUGGGGCCGUUCAACACAGAACGUAUUUUUGCGCCUGUCUCCACUACUUUAUUUGUUUCCCUGUGCAAACAUGCGCUAGACUGAAGUCUUUGAUCGUUGCGCCGCGCUUUUAGACGUCGUGUCAAGUUAAAAAAGAAUUUCAACAGUUGAAAAGGCUUCUCGAGACACUGGCGCUCGUGGCGCUGUUUCUAGAUUUAAGCGCAAGAACGAGUUCUAUGUGAACAGCCCGUUAAAGAGACUUACUGUAUGUCAAAGACACAUGGAUGGAGAUGACCGCUCCAGGACAACUGCGCAUCAACUGACCAAUCAAAACCCGAUAACUAUAUAGUCCAGGCAGUAGGCUAACUUGACAGGGACCUCAAUCGUAGGCUGAUACUAACCAUUCUUCAUUAAUCUCAGUGGUUCGUGUUUUAAGCUGAUUAAUGUUCGAUCCGCUGCCCACGUGCAGCCGAAAGUAAUUUUUGUUUUCAAUUGGCCUCGCGCGCAGUUCAAAGUUCGUCUCAAUACGCGUAAUUGUUUUACUGUUACAGGAUUUUAAAGGGCUCGGACCAGCGCUUGGAACUCAUCCUGAAUGGCUGACGAGUUAAAUGACAUAAAACAGUUGUACAUCUGAUCAUCUUUGGUAGUCCUGGCCGCCAGACGCAUCACAAUAAAUGGAGAACUUGGAUAAUUGUUCUUUAAGGGAAUGAGAGCUUUGUUAAUUUAAUAUCGCAUCAGUUAUUUUUGAAUUCGUUGCAUAUCAAACCAGAACAUAAUGUUUUUGAAUUUGGUGCUUCCACUGAUGGCUACCCUUUUGACAACAGGUGUUCAUGGCCAAAUGGUCCAGAUGGACAGCAGUAAGUCAGGAUUUGUGGGCUCACAGAUAGAGCUGCGCUGUCAGUUUGUCAACAGCAACCCACCUGUAAAGAUUUCCCAGGUCACAUGGCAGAAAUUGGUCAAUGGCACCAAGCAGAACGUGGCCAUCGCCAAUCCUGCGCUGGGUGUGUCAGUGCUGCCACCCUUUAAAGAGCGUGUACGCUUCAAAAACCCUGCUGUCCGCCAGCGCACUCCUUCUCUGGAGGACACCACCAUAGUAUUCAACAAACUGAGACUGUCUGAUGAAUCUACCUACAUCUGCGAGUACACAACCUUCCCAGCAGGCAACAGGGAGAACAUGGUCAAUCUGACUGUUUAUGCUCGCCCUAUGAUCCAGAUGGGUCUGUCUACACCCUCUAUAGUGGCAGGAUCCAAAGACCUGAAGAUGAUUGUUGCCACAUGCGUUUCAGCCAAUGGGAAGCCACCUGGUGUGAUCACAUGGGAAACUGAUUUGGAUGGAGAAUCCAACAACCAGGAGAUCCGCAACCUUGAUGGGACCGUCACAGUGCGCAGCGAUUACUUGGUGGUUCCCAGUCGAGAAAUACACCAACAGCUGCUCACCUGUGUUUCCACAUAUAAUGAUGAACAGUACACUGAAAGUGUAACGCUCAACAUUCAGUAUGAACCAGAGGUAAUAAUUGAGGGCUUUGAUGGGAAUUGGUAUUUGAACAGAGAAAAUGUUCAGCUCACCUGCCUGGCUGAUGCCAACCCACCAAUCUCUUUGUUUCAGUGGAGAUACUUGAACGGUUCUCUGCCGAGUACAGCAGAGGUCCGAGAAGACGUGCUGAUGUUCAAAGGACCUGUAACCUAUGACAUAACAGGGAAAUAUAUCUGUGAUGCCUCCAACAGCAUUGGGACAGGAUCAGCAUCCAUUGAGGUCACCGUCACAGAAUUCCCUAGUUACCCACGUGAGAUGUCUCAGGAGCAACAUCAUGUUGGUACUGUCAUUGGUGGAGCUGUUGUGUGUGGUGUGGUACUUUUGGCGGCCAUUACUCUCCUGGUAGUGUUUGUCUAUCGGCGGAGAUGCAGGUUUAAAGGAGAUUACAGUACCAAAAAGCAAAUCCUUGGAAAUGGCUAUGACAUGGCUGGCAGCCUGCCCCAGCAUCCCUCUCAGAGCAUGACCUUCUCCGAAGACUCAGAUGAAGAGAUGAAAAAGCUUGAAUUUUACAGAGGCUCCAGUUUAUUAGGAGGAAGCAUUCAGGAGUUUCACAACAGCCAAGAUAGCAGAAUGGCCUACCACACGGAACUCACUGAGGAGCAUGAGAGGUGUGGAUACAAUGAGCAGACUUACAUUUAUGAUUAUGGAUCUGAGGUAGAAGUCUCAGUGGACAUGGUUCCUCAAAUGGAUGGCUCUGUCAUUUCCAAAGAAGAGUGGUAUGUGUAGAAGACUUUGAGCUAAUCAGACACGUUUAUCGUCUUCUACCAUCCCCUCAAACUCAUUCCUUGCAGACUCAUUCCUUGCCAUCUCCCUCCUUUAAAGCAGGAAUUGGGUUACAUUUGUGUGAUUAUCUGAAUUGUUGACAUGAAAGUCCAAACUAAUGAAGGAUGGUUCUGAACUGACAAAUGAUUGGCCAUGUCAUUGAUUUUGCAUGAGAUAAUGACCUCUUACAAACACUAAAAGCUUUUGCAAGCUGGAUGUGGGUUGAAAUCUUAAGGAUGCCCUGCCAUUGUAUUGAGAAAACAGUUUUGCUUCUGUGUUUACUCAUUUGUUUUAUUGCCAUUUGUUUUAAACUGUGGUAUGUCCCAUAAACUGUGAAAGUCUUACACUGGAUAUAAUUUUGCACAGAAUAGUGACUUUCUGGCUGCUUUUAUCACAGCUCUUAAAUACAACUACCCUGGAAACACAUACAGCUAAAUCAAAUAUUUUCCACAAUUAACCUCUAUAAUAAGUCCUUGCACUGUAUCAGCAAUUUACUGCAUACCUUAGUGGUAAAGUGUUUACAUGUAGUGUCAAUGCCAUAAUAUUACAUAAUAUGAUGUACUACAUAAAUGGUUUAAAUAGUUUUUUUUUAGGUCUCUUUGUGUAAACUAAUGUUUUAACUAAUGUUUCUUGUGGGUGUCCUUGGUGGGUGAUCGCCCUGGGCAUCAUAAUCAGUAUAGCAGGCACAAUACUUGAUCAACAAACAGCAGCGGUACAAGUAC